Messenger RNA from Agrilus planipennis (emerald ash borer), 7807 nucleotides. RefSeq lists its product as uncharacterized. The record is from RefSeq and is a predicted model, not a curated record. Bases 70 to 7410 code for a protein of 2446 amino acids. NCBI's taxonomy places the organism in Eukaryota, Metazoa, Arthropoda, Insecta, Coleoptera, Buprestidae. The transcript is spliced from 9 exons.
AACGUUAUAAAAAUACGUAUCAUUUCGAAUGUGUUUCUGAAAAUUGGCUUAAAAAAUAAAAAAGCAAAAAUGGAAGAUCCAACAUCUACGCCUUUUCAAACCGAAUACCUAUCUUGUCUGCACAAUAUUCAGCAGGUUGUUCUAAAUGUUACUAGAAUGCAAAAGCAUAUUCGGACUCCUGUAGAUCAGAAAACGUAUAAUCAACUAGUAUCGGAACCCCAUGUAGCUCUUACUAGAAUUAACGAGAUGUUCAGUUAUAGUAGAUAUAGGACCAGGAGACACGACGACGAUGACAUUUACGGGCCGAAUUUUGAGGACGAAGAAAGCUAUUAUCGUUUUCUAAACGAACGGAACAAUCACCAAUAUUUUGACGGAAAUUCGGACUUUAACUAUGAGACAGGUUCAUACAGGGAUGCAUACUCUGAUUACCACUAUUCGGGUGAAUUCGCCAGACCUGCUAGGUUGCGACAACCGGAUCCAUCAUACCAUCGGUACGCCCCAUAUCCGUACAGAGGGACCCAGUAUCGACCACCUUUUAGAGGACGACAGAGGGGCCAUUCUACAUUUGCCAUACCAAAAGGGCUACCUCCAAAAAAAUGGAAGCCGCCGUCUGGCCCUUCUUGCGAACAAGUGUUAAAAUCGCGGGUGCCAUCAGUGCAAAGUGCCAAAGUGAAUUCUUCAGAAGAUGCCAUCGUAAAGGAUAGUUCGUGUAGUGACAGUUUGUGUUCCCCUGUUCAAAAAACUACAAGUGUCCCUUCUUGUGAGACUGUUCCGAAAAGUGGUAGCCCAACAGAAGAAACCGCGAAAGUUGUCGACGCAUCGGAUGUAAAGACUGAAUGCAACACCACUAUGGAAAUGGAAACUGUGUGCUUUGAAGCACCCGCCGUUGAAGAUAUUGUUGAUUUCAUCGGUAAUGAAGAAGGCGUACAAAUGACGAACGACGAAACGUGUAAAAGUGCGUCUAUAAAAGUGGAGUUGGAACCGAUGGCUACAUCAACUCCUACGUACGAGUCUAUUGUGAAAGCUUCAAAUCGUCCCGUUAUACUUGUACCCGAUAAAUUGUCUGCUCCCGAUUUUAUUAUCGAUAAAAACGCUUCCUAUCUUCCGAAGACUCCACCAAGUGAAUCGAAGAAGGGGCUUGAAGAAAGGACCAAAGAAACGACGGUAAAAAAUAACCUCGACACAACUAAAACGGUUGAUGUAUCAGGAGAGAAAUCACCUGAGAAUAACGUGAAGGAUCCACCGAGUGAGUCGAAGAAGGAGUUUGAAGGAAAAGCAAAAGAAACGACGGUUAAAAAUCAAUCCGACACAACCAAAAUGGUUAAUGGGGCAAGCGAGAAAUCACUUGGCAAUAAAUUGUCUGCUCCUGAAUGUCCUUCUAACGUGAAGCCACCACCUACACCAAGUGAGCCGAAGAAGAAGAAGAACGAAGAGCGAGCAGACGAAACGACAGUAAAAAGUAAAUGCGACACUAAUGUGGCAGGAAAGACCCUUAGAACUAAUGGCAAUAACAAUAAAGAGAAAAUCUGUGUUAAAAGAUCCACUUCGAAAAGAAGGAUUUCCGGUGCAUCUAGUUCUGUGAAGUCAAAGUUCGCAAAACUCGAUGUUAGUUCGACUAAAGCGUCUUCUUCAAGUGGCCGAUCAAAAGAAACUUCUAACGCCUUUAGUAAAGAGAACAAGGAUGUGUCAACGUGUAGCAAUAAGACAUCUAAAAUGGAUGAAGCACGUUCAAAAAAGUCCAAUGAAGAUCUCGUUCAUAAAAGUACCAAAACCAGCGAUCUUCAGUCAAAAAAAACAACGGAAAAGGAGCCCCCUAAAUCAAAUGGGAUUAACAAGAUACGGAUUCUUGAAAAUGUUCGGCUUAAUAACAAAGAUGUUGGUAAAUCUAAUAUCACAAAAGCGGGUCAAACUUCACCUAGAGAAAACCAAAUCGGUAGUCCAAAAGAAGACAAUGUUAGAAAACCAAAACAGAUUGAAAAAGAUCACAAACCUCAACAAAAUAAACCAUCAAAUACGAAGAAUAAUGAUUACGGUUCGAAGAAUAAGCAAACACAUUCCGCGGAACCAAAACAUCCAAGGAGAGAUCGAGAUUAUAAUAAUGCACCGAAAAAAGUUCCAAAUCUCCAAAAUGGGAACAACGACAAAGGCAACAAGCUUGAUAAAGGACAGACUCAGUCCAGUGAAUCGACUAAGACUCAGAAAGAUCUUACUGUUACUGUUAAAGAACCACAAAGGGUCCCUGAAGCGUGCAACACAAUCUUGUUGGCAGAGAAACCUGUUACACCUCCAAAACAACAGGAAAUUUUACCAAUUGUGACCGCAGAAGAAAGGAAAGCAGUAAACACAAUGGAAAAUAAUGAUAAGUCAGAAUUUAUAAAGAAAUCACUAUACCGACGAAAAAGUGUCGACUUGGGAGUGUUGAGUCAUCGAAAUGAAUUGUCUGCUAUCCAGAGAAAACGACGGGCAAAGUCCGUCGGUCCGAUAACAGACGUAGGUGAUUUUUUCACUGGCUUUAGACUGACGAGAUCCAAAUCCCAAGAACUGGGCGCCACAUUGAUAACAGACGUCGUCAACUUCAGUCGUGAACAUAAAAAGUUGAAUCUUCAGAACAUCAAAUCUGAUUCAUCCAGACGGACAUCAGAUUGUGUUCAAGACCAAAACACCAUCAGAGACAUUAUCAACUUCAAUCCGUUUAAAUUGAUCAACGUAUCCGGUUCCUUAGCCAAAGACCCGAGAUUGAACAGAAACGCCAAUCCGCAAUUGUUAACGAAAGAAAAGUUUAUGGAAAGCAUGUGUCAAUCAGGAAGUCUCUCGGGCCUAAAAGACUACAGAUUCAACUUCGAAAAGUCUCCAACACUUAACUACGAUAAGAUUGAUUAUGUUGGUACGAAACCGACGUCUUUGUUGAAGAGUCCUUUGCACGAGCAUCUGUCCUUUUCGAUAGAAUCUAAUUCCAGAGCCGUGGCAAAUGGUGACAGUAAAAAAUCUCCAAGAGAAACUUUAUUAAAAAGCAGUAACGUUUCGCCAUUGCCGGUUAUCAAUAAUAAAAAAGGCAAUUCUGAAGUUGCAAAGGUCUAUUUGAAUCCUGCUUCACCACCGAAUCCUACAAAAGCGCCACGUAACAAGUGUUCUGAACUUCAACCGUCUAAACCCAAAAAUGCUUUAGGAAAGAGUGAAGGACCAAAAUUCGCGAAAAGGGAAUCGUUGUUUCGAACUUCUCCAUCGAAAGCUUUCAGUUCUCACAAUACAAAAAACGAUAAAUGUUGUAAAUCAGCUAAUACUGCUACUACAUUCACCAACAACAAUCCGAUAGCAAAACGUAAAAGAAGAGGAAGACGGGGGAAGAAAAAUGGCGCCACGAUUCCGCAAAAUGUUGUCAGUGGUUGCAAUGCUCAGAACGUUAAUAAAACCACCAUUCAUCCGGCAUCAAAAUUAAAAUUAAACGAGUUGAAACCAACAAAUUUUGAUGCUGCAACUAAGAAGAAGAAUAAUCCUGUUCUCAAUCGGAAAGUACAACCACAUCAAACUGACCUAAGACCUUCCAAAUCUGAUAACGUUCCCAUCACCACGUCCGCAAUUCUUAAGGAUUGUUUGCUCCAUGAGGACAUUGACAAAUACUUUCCGUCGAAUAAUGUCAAAGGUAGUUCCAUGGUUUUGAAUGUCGGGGAUGUUAGCAUUUUAAUGACGGAAAAGGGGUGCAAGAAAGUAUCUCACGAAUCUGUCGAAACGAUUGUGGACGAACAGUGGCAAAAGGUGGAGGAAUUUCUAACACCUAAACCGUCCAACGCGAAAACAUCAGUGUUCAAAGGUGCUACGGAUGAGAUCGAUCGCGACAUGUCACUACAUGAAGUCAUUGGACCCGAAAAUAUAAUACCUGUAAAGCGAAGCAGUCCUGUGCCUAUCCUACCAAAACCAGUUGCCGAAAUCGGUACUACAAAUUUGACCUUGAAAUCUCUUCUAACAAAUACAACGGUUAUUGGUCAAAAUGGUUUUGGUUCCGGUAAUAUGACUGUAACAUUAAUCACACCAGCAAUUGACCAAAAUAGUUCUGGCUCCAAUAGCAUAAUUCUGACACCAGUCCUAACAAAACCAUCAGCAGCUUAUGAAAAUAAUUUCGGAUCGAAUGGUUUGAAUGUAACAUCGAUCCCACAAAACACUUUACCAGUUGCCGAAAAUAAUUUUGAAAGGCAGAAAACUCCAGUACGUAUUAUUGCUGAAAGUGGUGUAGAAAAUAAUAACGAAGAGCGAAUUCUUCCGAUUCUUAUCCCAUCAAAAUCAACAGCACUAGCUGAAAGCAGUUUUGGCGUCGAAAAUGUAAAUGAAAAAUGCACAGUUCUAGCGCCUACCCCAUCAGAACCAACUGCAAACGUGGCGGGAACCGUGCCAACGUCUACUCCAUUAAACGCAACUGGAGUAGUCGAAAAUGUUGGUCUAAAAAAUACAAAUGGAAACCAAACUGUUCGGCUACCCAGUCUAUCAACACCGACAGCAGUUGUCGUUGACAGUGGUUUUGGUGUCGAAAAUGUAACUGAACGAGCUGUCUCAGUGCCUUUCGCCGUUAUCAAACAUAAUUUUAGAUCGGAAAAUACAAAUGAGAAACGAAUCGUUCGUCCUCCUAUCGAGUCAAUUCCAACUGUAGUUACUGAAGGUGGUUUUGGUUCCGCCAAUGUAAAUGUGAUGUCGAUUCCACCAAAAACAGCAACAGUCGCUGGUUUUGGCAAUCAGCCAUCGAUACUACAGAAUCCAAAGGAAUCAGUUACUAAUACUCUCCAAGCUGUUGUUACCCAAAUCGGUUGCAAUAACGGCAAUCAGCCCGCAGUAAAUUUCUCUGUUCCUUUACCAAUCGUAGCUCAACAACCAUCAGUGAAUCGUGUGUCACAUCGCGAUUUGGCCGUUGGUCUCGUACCUUUCAUUUACCGUCUUCUCAUUUACAAAAACGAAAGAUACACGUUCAAAACUGUGCGCGAGAAGAUGAAUUCAAAGAUGGUAGCCAAGGAAACGGUGAUAGCCGAUUGGAAAAUUCUGACGGAUGCUUACGUUUGCACCUUUCAAACUGUGGGUAACCAGAUGAUAAGUUAUCUAAAAGGAGUGGAAGUCAAAAGGUUUCAGUUGGGACUGCUCUUCAAAGAAAUUGAAAACUUCUUCAGAAACAACGGAUUUAGCAGCGUGACCCAGCCAAUGAUAUUGUUCUCCAUGUACGAUAUAUUCGUAUUAUGUAAACCAAUUAGUGAAUCAGAAUUUUUGGACAAGAUGUGGAAGGACGUAGAACAAUAUGCAACCUAUUUAAUGAAGUUGAAGGCACAACAGUCCUCAUCUAAUGCUCCUUCUCAACAGCACGUUCCUACGACGUUGAACAGGCAAAAUCCCACAGUUAAUAACCAUCAAAUUGAUAGCAUUUCAUUGAGCAGUAACACUAUCCCUACUAACAACAGUGUUGUUGUCAACACUUCUGUAUCGAAUUAUUCCCAAAUGAGUAAUGCUCCAAGAAUAUUAUCCAGUGUUACACACGUCAGCAACCAGAGACUUCCAAAUAUUUACCAAAAUGGAGGAUAUAUUAUUCAUAAUUACUCUUCUUCGAAUAAUUGCAAUCAAUUCAACGUCCAGAAUCCACAAAUACGCGACAUUACAACUAACAACGUUGCAAAUUUAGCCAAAUCUAGUAAUAAUAAUUUAGUGGCUAACAAGUUCGUGUCUCGCAGCAAUAACAAUAAAAAACAGUUGCCCAAUAUGCAACAGUACAGUCAGAUAUCAAAGCAAAAUGCAGUAAAUCAACAAUCGUCUCACAAUCCGAGUAACUACGGUUAUCUUCAAAGAUCUGAUACUCUGCCUGGACAAGGACAAGAAAGACAAAGUCCUCAGCAAAAUGUAACUUUGGCGCCGCCACCAUCUUACCUCCAACCGAUCCCUUCUGCUUCGAUGGGAUCGAUCAAUCCGUAUCAUAAUCAAUCUGUUAUGUACAAUUCCGUAUAUCAGCAGAACUCUCAACGGGGAUCUGCUCAUGUACAAAACGUUGGAUCCCAGAAUCAGUAUGACCACAGUUCAAAUUAUCGAAAUCCACCUCGACAAAAUGUUCUCAAUAACUACAAUAGUUCUGUACAUGUCCAGCCGCAUAUGUCGUUGGGGAGACAAGUCGGUUGUUCUACUUAUCCUCCCCAAAACAGCGCUCCUUCACACAGUUAUUUCCACAGUACGGUCUAUCCUCCGACACUUCCUCAACAUUCGACUUUCUCUGGAAUUCCUUCAAUGCAAAAUAGCGUUCGAAACAAUUACAAUCAUUCAGAAAGUACGUUUCAGUCGCACGUGAACGAAAGAAGCAAGAAAGAGAACAAAACCUUCGACAAUUCCCGAAAUUUGCAUUUGCCUAGAAUUGCGCCGCCUGUGUCUCAAACGUACCCAGUUCACAAUUCCUUGCCCAUCCAACACGUUUCCGCCCCGUCUCCUUCCGAAGCAUCAAAUUCGAUCGUUAGUCCUGUUCGACAACAGAUGAUGUCACCUCAAAGUCAACAGUCACAGUGUUUGCCAACAGUUCAACCACCUGCGUCUCAAACGUUGUACCCGGUUCACAACCCCAUGUCCACCCAAAACGUUUGUGCUCCACCUCCUUCUGAGGCAUCAAACUCGAUCGUUAAUUCUGUUCCACAACAGUUGCUGGUGGCACCUCAAAAAUCACAGUUUUUGUUGAGUGACUUGCUUCGUUCGCAUCAGUUUCCUCUGUCGCCGACACCCAUCAGUGUCGCUCUCGAUAAGCCAAAUCCUGCUGACUUCCCCGGAAGGAGCGAUAUUAGUGACAAAGACGGAUCGACUGAGCAAAGACAUUGUCAGGUGACCAGUAGUCCACCAGUUACCGAGAAAGAUAUCUCUUCACAACAACCUCCUGCAAAUCCCGCCGACAACUUCAAGAUUUACUUACCACCACGGUCUUCUGCCGAUACAACAAAUAAAGAAGCUCAACCAGAGGGCCCAGUAUCUUCAGAAGAAGUACCAGCAGCUAAUGUUCAUGGUACAUCAUCUAACGACGAUAUCGUUAAAAUAAGUGAUUCUGAAGAAGAAGAAGACGAAGGAGAAGUUGAACCGGAGUACAUCAGUAUUGAAAAGUGGGUCAUCAUGAACCAGGAAGUUAUCGACUUGGAAGACUAUGACGAUAUAUUUGAACCGAAAUAUUUGAAGCAGGACAUUAAAAAUGAAAUGAAUAAUGACGGUUAUGAAGAAUCUGUAACGGUUGAGGAAUUUCCACCAGAGGUGUCGUCUCCUGAUAGUGGAAUAUGCACCCCCAAAGGGGAUGAACUUAAUAUUUGUUUCUGUGGGGUAAAGGCAGCUUUUGUUUGUUCUUGUCGAAGUGUCAUCUAUUGCUCGAGACGUUGUCAGGAAGUGGAUUGGGAUUCUCACCAAAAGGACUGUAAGUCACAGUAAAACUGAAGUAAAUAUUUGAUGGUAUGGUAAAGUUAGUUUCAUUAAAUGAAAAAAGUUUUAAGUAUUAACUGAUAACUGAAACUGAUUUUUUUUUUGACUGCCUAUGAAGGGACUUUUGUUCUUGUUUGUUGUUAGAUAAACUUUGCAUACGUAUUAUUGUAUUAGUAGGUUUUCUGGUGCAAUAUAAAAGUAGAAAAAAUGUUAUUGUUAAUUUCAUAAAUUAGCGCAUUUUAUUUAGGUAUUUAAAAGCGCACCAAUGCCAAAGAAAAUUCUUUAUGUUUCCUACUACUACAAUUUUUUAUGUAGUUCUGUGUCCUUAAUAUGUAGUAAGUAAUGUUAAUGAUUUUUUUUGUUUUUUUUUUUUAAUGAUACACCAACACAAGAUAGUUAGAUACGU